Molecule: messenger RNA, 1575 nt
Organism: Lithohypha guttulata
Lineage: Eukaryota; Fungi; Ascomycota; Eurotiomycetes; Chaetothyriales; Trichomeriaceae
Exons: 1
Coding region: 1-1575 (524 amino acids)
Source: RefSeq, a predicted model, not a curated record
AUGCACAGAGGACUCAAUGCCGAUUUUGUGUUUCAAUGGUUCAAGUUCCUAUCUCUGGAGGUAGGCGCGAGGAUGGAGAUUCUCCGAUCGAGCAACAAGGAACACGUUGGCGCGUGGCCGUGGGAUAACGUUGUCAAACCACUGAGUCGGCUUCAUAGGAUGUGGUUAACCCAGAAAGAGGUUGAUGAGGCCUUUGGCGACUUCGUCUUCUAUGGGUUUGAGCGUUCUAUACCUCUAAUGGACGUCACCUAUCAAGCAGAUGGCUGCAAGGCCUGUAUACUCGCACGUGUCGGAUCAAACAUCAACACUUUGUGCGCUCUGAAGUGCUUGAUUAAGAGUCGCAUAACUUUGGAGUCGCAUGCGAAGCAUCCCAAUCGACUACGACUAUUGAGACUAGUCGAUGCAUGGAUUGAGCUUUGGCGAGGUCGAUACGCUCUGGACGAAGGUCACGACAGGAGAAUACUCCAAGACAGUUUCAUUACUGGACAAGCUGAAGAGCUCUACGAAAAGCGUGAGGAGAUCAAACUUGAGCACCAUCGCAUACGCCGAGCUCAACGUCGCAAUCUUGAAACUCAGCACUCUAGUUCGAGAGAAUACAAGCAAUAUGUCAAAGGUCUCGAGGAGGAAGAAUUUCAAAACACUCUCCACGACGCCGAGAACGACAUCAUCGAUUCAUAUGCUGCUUUGCGGCAAAGCCAGCGGGCGUCGAUUCUCUUGACAACAGAUUUGACCGCGAAUAAACUGUCUAAUCACACACGACCAGCCUAUACUCAAGAACGCAAGGCUGCGAAGGGAGAUAGACUAGAUAGGACACCCACUACUGCACGAGGUAACACCAACCCACACCCGGAAAGGCCCAAGAAAACUCCAGCUUACCGUGAAAGCAGAUACUCGGUCAACUCGAUCCGGAAUGAGGAACAAGUCCGCUUGGGAAGAGAAGCAGCGCUCGCUGUCCUGGAAGCUGCAGAAACCAGUCCAGCAGACCUGCGAAGCCCACGAUCCGCUGUUGCCAAAGACAGUGGACGAAAUUCUCAGGCAACCGUCUGGCCAGUCCGAACAAGCGGCGACCGAGUUGAAAUACGAAAUCACACUACGUCCACAAACCCAAACCCAAAGCCCAGAGAACCAAGCAUCUACAGAAAAGGACUGGCCACUGAAGUCGACGUGGCAACCAGGAGGUCCAACACUUCCCACCGUUCUGGAAGUAAGAAAUCACAUUCCUCUCACAGAGACUUGAACACUGCUAACAUGUCACAGUCUGAGCUAGAGGGCGUCUAUCGAAGCAGUGUGGAUUCUUACCUUAAUCCCAUCGGCCCCUCCGCACCGUCUGAGUAUACUUACAUGUCCUUCGACGACAGCAGCACCAUCUCUGCGCCUAGCACUAGAGGAGCUACGUUGGGUCGAAAAGGCACCGCGAGCAGUGUGAGCAGCCUGUACUCGGAUGAUCGUCCUGGUGAUAGUGUCAAGAAGGGAAAGACUGGCCGUUAUGAACGGCCACGGGUUAGCAGUUCUGGCUGGGAGAGGUCGCGGUCGUCGAAGCUCUUUGAUGGGCGAGGUUUUGGUGGGCGGCGCUGA